CUACGAUCAACUUUAAAGCCACGACAAGCUUGGAGGGGGAUCAACGAUCAUUUUUAUACCGUGCGUCGCAGCGAAAAGUCGUGAUUUCGGAUAGUCUGUUGUCUCUGCACUACGAGUAGAGUAUCUGUUGGAUGGUUGAUGCGUGUCGCCUCUCUCCACUAUAUCCAGUGAGAUUUUCUACUUCUGGAGGUUUUCUGUGCGUCGCAUACGAAGUGCCCCAUUGUACGUAGGCACACUUGAAAAUAACAGGCACGUUCCGACACAUAAAACGUUAAUGAGUAAACCCUCCGAAAAUACUACCCACAAAUGUGAACAAUUAUAAAUUUCCUGUGCAAAGCGAAUUUGGAUACGAACUAGUUGAAGAUCGUGAUAAGCGCCCAGAGCAUGGCAUCAGAGCCAACCGUUUGCAUUGCAUAAUCCCUUGGAGAACUUAACAGUUGCAUGCAUCAACGGCUUACGUAAACAAACAUACGUCUAAGCCGGCAAGAGCCAAGCAAAUAAAUAGUUACAGACAGAAGCUAAACAAGAUGAGCAAGCUGCAGGUGAUAGUGCAACCCGUGAAGAAGGAGUUUGCACGCAAAAGCUGCGGCUUUGAUCAUGACACGCCCGAUGAUUUUGUCAAAUCGCAGUGGCAAACGUGUACCAAGAGCAUAGCAUAUUUAUUCUAUCGCUGGUUCAUGGCUCUGUUCUUUGUGGGCGUGGUAGUCGAGUCCAUGUGGCCAUUGGCAGAUGAUGAAUACAGCUAUUGGCUGUACUUCAUCUACAUGACCAAUUGGGGCAUUUGGAUGUGUAUGCUGACGAAUCUAUUGGGUGCCAUACUAGUCACCAUUUGGCACUAUCAUCCAGAAUAUGCGGAUAAACUUUUGAAUGUCCAGAGUUCCUUUAGUUACUUUCGCCUGUACUGGGGCAUGCACAUCAUAACUCUGGUUCUAUCCAUUGUCAUUACCAUUAUCUAUUGGACUAUACUGUAUGAUGCUAAUGAGAGCACUUUGGAUGCCACGAAUGUGCUCACUCAUGCCUUCAACUCGAUUUGUAUGUUCAUCGAUCUGUGGAUUGUGGCACAUCCGCUGCGGCUGCUACAUAUAUUUCUACCAGUACUAUUCGGCGUCAUCUAUGCCAUCUUCUCGUACAUCUAUCAUGUGUGUGGCGGUAUUAACAAGAAAGGCAAACCUUAUAUCUAUCAUGUGAUCGACUGGACCAAGCCACAGAGCUCCUUCAUCACAGUUCUAGGGGUUCUCAUCCUUUCCUGCUGCGUCUACGUCCUGCUUUUCGCUUUCUUCAAGCUACGAAUGUUCCUGCAUCGACGCUGCCAGAGAGCGAACUUCGUUUUGCCCACAACUGGCAAUAAGAUGAAUGGCUCAGCGGAUGACAAGCAAACAGGGAAUGGCAUACAGCACUCGCCCUCCCGCAUAUCCAUGGUGCUGGGCAAUUUUGCUGGCUACGAGAACCAGGCCUAUGCCCCCAGUGUGGGCGAGCAAUCCAGUAAAAAAUAAACUAAGUUCAACUAAUCGAAGCUUUAGUCGCUUUAGUCAAAUUCUGUAGAGUGCUGUAGAAUGCUAACCAGUGAUAUUAUGUUUUAUAGAUCAUUUUGUUCUUAAGUAAAUAAAUAUUAUAAUGUGGGGGAUUAUAAGUUGAAAUAUUCUUUGAAAUA
Molecule: messenger RNA, 1651 nt
Organism: Drosophila obscura
Lineage: Eukaryota; Metazoa; Arthropoda; Insecta; Diptera; Drosophilidae
Product: protein rolling stone
Exons: 7
Coding region: 528-1493 (321 amino acids)
Cellular component (GO): membrane
Source: RefSeq, a predicted model, not a curated record